GCCACAGGCCGAGGACAGGAACGGGCCAUGGACCGGGACAGGACAGGACAGGCCGAGGACAGGAACGGGCCAUGGACCGGGACAGGACAGGCCACAGGCCGAGGACAGGAGUGGGCCAUGGACCGGGACAGGACAGGCCACAGGCCGAGGACAGGAACGGGCCAUGGACCAGUACAGGACAGGACAGGACACAGGCCGAGGACAGGAACGAGCCAUGGACCAGUACAGUACAGGACAGGACACAGGCCGAGGACAGGAACGGGCCAUGGACCAGUACAGUACAGGACAGGACAGGACACAGGCCGAGGACAGGAACGAGCCAUGGACCAGUACAGUACAGGACAGGACAGGACACAGGCCGAGGACAGGAACGGGCCAUCUUCGGAACAAGCAGACCGCAGGCUGGAUAGGAACAGAUAGGUCACAACUCGACUCAGGGACAGGGCACAGACAUUUGACGAGAACAGACUGUGGCCCGGGAUUAGAACAGGAAGAGGCAUUGGGGGGUUGGAGGAGGUAAUUGGGGCAGUUGUGUCAUUAUAGUCUUUGAAAGAACCAUUUAAACAGUUCCUUUUUCUUUGAAAGUAUUUAAAUAGUUCCCCAACAAAGGACUGCCAUAAAUCUCCGGACUUUUACCAGUGCCUAUUGUACCAUUGUCUAUACUGACAUAACAACAAUAGAGACACACAUAUUUGUACAUGUGGAAAACCUAGGAUACACAAGCGAGCAUCUUUAAUGAAAUUGUGUCCACCCUGAACAGAGACAUAAACAUCAUGGAGGAAUAUUUCUGGCAGUGAUCAUAGAAUCCCAAAGAUAGGCAGGAGUUGGGCCAAAGCCCUCAAAAAAUGAAGAGUUUAAAAGCGAAAUUCAAGAAAAGUGAGAGCCAGGACUGGAGUAAAUAUGACGAGAAGCUACUGCAGGCUGUGGCUGUCUGUGAUGCAGAGAAAGUAGCCUCACUCCUCAAUAAAAGGACUCUCCUCGCGACAAAGCUCGACACCGAGGGACAAUCAGCGUACCACCUGGCAGCAGUGAAGGGUCAUGUGGAUUGUCUGGAGGUCUUCCUGGCACAUGGAGUGGAUGUCACAGCACUGGAUGGCUCAGGAUUGAAUGCUUUACACUUGGCGGCAAAGCAUGGACAUCAUCAGUGUGUGAAAAGACUUCUCCAGGAAAAAUGCCCAGUGAAUGCAGUUGACAGUAAAGGCAGGAUUGCACUACAUCAUGCAGCUCUAAGUGGGAGUUUUUCCUGUGUUCAGACACUUUGUGACUUCAAGGGCCCUAUAAAUGUUUAUGAUGAUGACGGCUGCACUCCGCUGAUUCUGGCUGCACAGAUGAGCAACUAUGAGAUGUGCAGGUGCCUGAUUGUGAGAGGUGGAGAUGUCAACAGCAGGGACAAGCAAGGAAGAACAGCUUUGAUGCUGGCCUGCGAAAACAACAGUGUGGAGACAGUCGAUGUUCUUGUCAGGAGUGGAGCUAACAUCAGCCUUGUAGAUGCUUUGGGCCAUGAUGCCAUUCACUACAGUAUGGUGACUGGAAAUCCAGAAAUUCUGCAGCUACUUCAUGCAGCUCUUCACAGAAACUACUGGAGUAAUGCAGAACCAGAAUUGAGGAGGAGGCAACAUCAGGUUUUGGCAAAAGAGAAAACUACGAGUCCCCGAAAGAGGCAGGCCCCCUUGCCACCAAGCACCCCUUCCACUCAGAGCCCAACAGAAUCCUGUGAGUUUCUCUCCACUGGUGAAUCAACAAGUCCAUCCUAUUCUUCAACAGAAACACUCACACCAAAGAAUGACCAGAGGUUAAGUGAGGAAGUAUUUCAGCUUCAACAAGAGCGACAGCACCUGCUACAAACAAUUAGCAACCUGGAGCAGUUGGUGGACAGAUGCCAGCGGGAGAAGGUGCUUAUUGCAAAAGACAGUGGAAUUCAGAAACUGGAGAGUCAGGUACAGGAGCUCACGAACAAGCUAACUGAGAAGGAGCAAGAACAUCAAGAAGUUACCAAGCAGAUUGAAAUUCUACAGGGCAGACUAUCUUUGCAUGAGCAGGGCAAACAUCAUGAGAACAAUGAGGAUGAAUCAAUGGAUGAGGAAGGAGUGCUCUCCGGUUUUGCAGGGACUGAGAAUCUAUUUUCAGAAAGUAGUCUUAACCAGCCCAGUGAGGAGUGGCUUGGAACUCUGCAGAGGCAAGUAGAGAGUCUCACAAGUGAAAAUCAGGAGCUGCAAGGAAGACUCCAGGAGUUGGAAUAUUUCCAGAAAGGAGCAAAUGAGGGAGAUUCUUCAGAAAGCCUCGAUUUUAUUCCAGUUCUUCUCUACGGUUCGUUACAAGCAGAGUUUGCAAAGUUGAAGGAACAGUAUGAAGAGGCACAAGCUAAAAUUCUGGAGGGAGUUAAUUCAGCAAACUCUGGAAAGUUAGUCCCAAUGGAAGCAUAUGAGCAACUAAAGAUGGAACAUGAGCAAGAAGUUCAAAGGCUACAAGAAGCUCUUGAUGACCUCAGGGCCAAAGUAGACUCGAAGGCAGAAGGUCCAUCCAAAGAUGUGAACUCGGAACUCAAAGACAUGGCAGAACUUGAAGGCCAAGAUGAUGAAGAUCUCAGAAGAAAAUUGAAGGAAACUCAAGAUAAAUAUGAGGUAGCAAUGACAGAGAUUCAUCAACUUGAAGAGCGGAUGCAACGCGGAAUCCUCUCCAUGGUACAAAGUGAAGCUGCAGUGAACACAGAGGGUGUAAGAUCAGUCCCUGAUCAUGAGCAAGAGAAUGUUAAAAUGAAGCUUCUCCAGGCCCUUGAAGCCAAAGAACAGGAAGAAAAGAAGGUGAAAGAACUGGAAGAAAAAGUGUGUGAAAUGGAGAAGACUUGGACUGAUAGUAUUCCUUUGAACGAGUACGAAGAAAUGAAGAUUUCACUAAAUACCUCACUUGAAGAAAUUUCUAAAGAGAAUUCCUUGCUGACAGAGAAAUAUAAUAAAGUAGAAGAUGAACUCAAGGAACUGAGGAGAAGCCUUUUUGGGGAGACCAUUGAAGAUGGUGCUAAAUCAACCAGAGAAGUCAAAGAGCAUCUUGAAGAGCUGAUGAAAGCCCAUGAAGAAUUGCAAGAAAAGUGCGGAGGGCUUCAAACAGAAUACCAAAAGAAAGUUGAAGAACUCGGGUUGGUUCCUUCAACGCAUGUUCCAAAAGAGGAGCAUGAAGAGAUGAAGGAGUCGUUAAGUAGGUCCCUCAGAGAAGCCAACAAGCAGUUCUCUGAUUUAGAAGUGAAACACUGUGAAAUCCAGCAAGAAAUCAUGAGGCUGCAAAAUGAGAUAGAUAACCAAAGGAAAAAUUCUGUACCUAGGAAUGAACACGAAAAGACAAAGGAGUCGCUUGAGAAAUCCCUACAGGAUGCAAAUGGGAUGAUAAAGAGUCUGAAGGAUCAACUGGCUUUGAAGGAAAAGGAAAUGUCUCAACACGAGGAGGAGCUGCAAAUAGUUAAAGGACAAACCAUUCAAAAAGAAGAGCAUGAGAUGAUCACUUCCACCCUGAAGGCCGAGAUAAAUUCUUUGAUAAUUAAGUUAAAUGAUCUGACCAAGAAACAUGAGAAAACCUGCACAGAGGUGUUCCAGGUACAGAGACAGGCACUCUUCAUGAAGAGCGAGAAGCACACUGCAGAGGAGCAGGUGGCCGCAGUGAAGAAACAGCUCGAUGACUUAAAAUCUGAGUCAAAGAAGGUCAUUGAACUGCAUAAACUUAUCGAGGACUCUGCUGGAGUUGUUAAGGAAAAGGAUAAGAAGAUAACUGAACUUACGAAAGAAGUAUCCAAACUGAAAGAGGCUUUGAACAGUUUGUCGGAGCGAACCAGUGCUGCUGUACUCCCUUCCAAACCAGGCUCCCAAUACAACCAGCAGCAUGCAGAAUCCUUACAGAGGCAGGUCAAAGUACUACAGCAGCAGCUGGCACAAGCGGAGAGUGACCAUAGAGCUGUUGUGACCAUUUACCGAUCACAUCUCCUUUAUGCUGUUCAGGGUCGAAUGGAUGAAGAUGUUCAAAACGUGUUACUUCAGAUCUUAAAAAUGCACAAACAUCACGAGCAAGUCAUGUGAAACUUUUUAAGAUGACUCCGCAUUUUAUUGAUAACGAGCUAUUUAUCGCUCACAAUGACAAGGUUAAAAUUUUUCAAGUUAAGGAAGCAGCAGUUUAAAGAGAAUCAGGAAAACAGGCUCUGUGGUGUGGACCCUAUCAUUUUGAAUAGUUAAGAUGGGGAAUUGAAACCAGCAUGGUGGUUGGGUCCGUGAGCGAUGCGGGUCUACAUUGAGUGUAUUGAUGUGGAGCCCAAAACAAUAAAGUGGAGAUACUCAAUGACACUCAAUUAAUAGUCGUCUAUUGCUUCCACAUCCAAAGGUCAGGGGCUCAAAUUUCCUCAGGACAGCAAGCUGGUAUCCAUGGGGGAGGGCUGAUGGUCUGUUACGUCAACACGCAGUAGACAUUGGGGAAUUCUCAAUGGGAGGAUGGGUGUGGUAAAGACAAGCAUAGAACUACAGAGUACGUUGCAGCACUGAAACAACAGAUUCAGUCCAUCUUUUGUUUAUGCUCUCCCGAUUCCCAACCCAUCUGUAUUUUUGCAUUCCAUUCUUGUACUUAUAUGCUUCACAUCAAAUAUCUCCAUGCCAUUUGCCUCAAGCCCCCGGUGAAGAAGUUUCUACCAAAUGUUUCACAGAAUUUAUUACUGGUUUUAUCUAUGACCCCCAGGACUGGUAAUCUUUACUAGUGACUUUCAAAUGCCGUCAGAGAGAAUGCCUGGCCUCCUCCUAAUAUUCUCACUUCCCCCGCCCCUUGGCUUUUCCAUAUAUCUGAAAUGGUGAAAGAGAGGCCCUUGGAGGUUUCCAGGAUGGAAAUGGAACUGUAAAAUCCCUGAUAACUGUACUGGCGUCUUACAGGACCCCAGAUUAUUACAGAUUGAUGCCCUUUGUACCCAGGCUCAUUCCUUGCUCCCACAUCCAGAAUCCAAGGGCAACACUUAACUCUGAUAUGACACCCUCUUUUGGUUUAGUUUUCUGGUGAGUUGUGUAGACCACCAAAGUAGCAGCUGCAAACUCAGCUUAUUGCUGUUUGUGGAAUUUUGUAAUGCACAAAAUAGUUGUUGCAUUUUCUAUAAACUGUAGUGAUGGCAUUUCCAAGUGAUUGAGUUCAUGAGUAGUGUUCUGUCUGUAUAUAAAUGCAAGUACUUUUA
Messenger RNA from Pristis pectinata (smalltooth sawfish), 5188 nucleotides. It is a transcript of the gene ankrd24, whose product is annotated as ankyrin repeat domain 24. NCBI's taxonomy places the organism in Eukaryota, Metazoa, Chordata, Chondrichthyes, Rhinopristiformes, Pristidae. Bases 846 to 4061 code for a protein of 1071 amino acids. Gene Ontology annotation, molecular function: actin binding. The record is from RefSeq and is a predicted model, not a curated record. The transcript has 21 exons.